Molecule: messenger RNA, 2022 nt
Organism: Oncorhynchus masou masou (cherry salmon)
Lineage: Eukaryota; Metazoa; Chordata; Actinopteri; Salmoniformes; Salmonidae
Exons: 3
Coding region: 1-2022 (673 amino acids)
Source: RefSeq, a predicted model, not a curated record
AUGUUAAAAGAGUAUUGUCGCGUCGGGCCCCACUCCCACCCUGCAGUCGGCCCCACUCCCACCCUACAGUCGGGCCCCACUCCCACCCUGCAGUCGGCCCCACUCCCACCCUGCAGUCGGCCCCACUCCCACCCUGCAGUCGGCCCCACUCCCACCCUGCAGUCGGCCCCACUCCCACCCUGCAGUCGGCCCCACUCCCACCCUGCAGUCGUCCCCACUCCCACCCUGCAGUCGGCCCCACUCCCACCCUGCAGUCGGCCCCACUCCCACCCUGCAGUCGGCCCCACUCCCACCCUGCAGUCGGCCCCACUCCCACCCUGCAGUCGUCCCCACUCCCACCCUGCAGUCGGCCCCACUCCCACCCUACAGUCGGCCCCACUCCCACCCUACAGUCGUCCCCACUCCCACCCUGCAGUCGGCCCACUCCCACCCUACAGUCGGCCCCACUCCCACCCUACAGUCGGCCCCACUCCCACCCUGCAGUCGGCCCCACUCCCACCCUGCAGUCGGCCCCACUCCCACCCUGCAGUCGGCCCCACUCCCACCCUGCAGUCGGCCCCACUCCCACCCUACAGUCGGCUCCACUCCCACCCUAAAGUCGGCCCCACUCCCACCCUGCAGUCGGCCCCACUCCCACCCUGCAGUCGUCUCCACUCCCACCCUGCAGUCGGCCCCACUCCCACCCUACAGUCGUCUCCACUCCCACCCUGCAGUCGGCCCCACUCCCACCCUACAGUCGUCCCCACUCCCACCCUAAAGUCGUCCCCACUCCCACCCUACAGUCGUCCCCACUCCCACCCUAAAGUCGGCCCCACUCCCACCCUGCAGUCGGCCCCACUCCCACCCUGCAGUCGGCCCCACUCCCACCCUACAGUCGGGCCCACUCCCACCCUACAGUCGGGCCCACUCCCACCCUACAGUCGGCCCCACUCCCACCCUACAGUCGGCCCCACUCCCACCCUGCAGUCGGCCCCACUCCCACCCUACAGUCGUCUCCACUCCCACCCUACAGUCGGCCCCACUCCCACCCUACAGUCAGCUCCACUCCCACCCUACAGUCGGCUCCACUCCCACCCUACAGUCGGCUCCACUCCCACCCUGCAGUCGGCCCCACUCCCACCCUGCAGUCGGCCCCACUCCCACCCUACAGUCGUCUCCACUCCCACCCUACAGUCGGCCCCACUCCCACCCUACAGUCGGCCCCACUCCCACCCUACAUCGGCCCCACUCCCACCCUACAGUCGUCCCCACUCCCACCCUACAGUCGGGCCCCACUCCCACCCUACAGUCGUCCCCACUCCCACCCUACAGUCGUCUCCACUCCCACCCUACAGUCGUCUCCACUCCCACCCUACAGUCGGCCCCACUCCCACCCUGCAGUCGGCCCCACUCCCACCCUACAGUCAGCUCCACUCCCACCCUAGUCGUCCCCACUCCCACCCUACAGUCAGCCCCACUCCCACCCUACAGUCGUCCCCACUCCCACCCUACAGUCGGCCCCACUCCCACCCUACAGUCGUCCCCACUCCCACCCUACAGUCGGGCCCCACUCCCACCCUACAGUCGUCCCCACUCCCACCCUACAGUCAGCUCCACUCCCACCCUACAGUCGUCCCCACUCCCACCCUACAGUCGUCCCCACUCCCACCCUACAGUCGUCCCCACUCCCACCCUACAGUCAGCUCCACUCCCACCCUACAGUCGGGCCCCACUCCCACCCUACAGUCAGCUCCACUCCCACCCUACAGUCGUCCCCACUCCCACCCUACAGUCAGCUCCACUCCCACCCUACAGUCGGGCCCCACUCCCACACUACAGUCAGCCCCACUCCCACCCUACAGUCGUCCCCACUCCCACACUACAGUCAGCUCCACUCCCACCCUGCAGUCGGCUCCACUCCCACCCUGCAGUCGGCUCCACUCCCACCCUACAGUCAGCUCCACUCCCACCAUACAGUCAGCCCCACUCCCACCCUACAGUCGUCUAGGUGUUUACCUGCUUUUCCUCCACCGGCACGACUAA